UUUUCACAACACAAGCAAAAAUAUCUAGGAAACAUAUGACGGUGUCAGGGUCAUAUUUUGACCAUUCGGAAUCAAGUUUACGGCAUAGUUUACGACAUAGUUUAGAUGGUGAGCGAACGCAGGUGUCCCUUCUCUCUUGCCGUAGUGUUGUCAGUGAGAGAUGUCAUAGCGGUAGUGCGACUGUAAGAGUUGUUUAGAUUAGUCGUAUUCCUCCUUCUCCUGACCCCUACUAGAAUGGUCAUUUUAAGCAGUCGCAUCUUUAGUAGUUUAUAUGGGAUCGCGUUUUUAGCUCGAGCCGACGAAUGUCGCCCGGAAACUGCGACGCAAAACAUUUAGACAACUAGCUAGCUCUGUAGCUAGUUGGUGGCUAUAGUAGGUUAGCUAACCCAGUUAACCCAGCUCCUGCCAGAUCCUCCAGUAUCUGUAGCUCUCUGCUGGCUGGACUGGCCAAACCCCGUUGCUCUCCGCUGAGGGUUUGCAGGCUACGGCAUGAGCGACGAGGAGCUGCGGCCCGUGCCGAAGGAGCGGGCCGUCCUGGAGAGCUUCUUCACUCAGCUUGGUAUGUUCUCCUUCGACAGGGCCAAGGACUACGUGGAGAGGGAGAAGGACUGCAGCAAGAGCGCCGGGGCCACCUGGGCGUCGCUGCUAGCCGCGCUGGCUCACCUUGCGGCCGCCGAGAAGGCCUACCACAACAUGACCUUCCUAGGACAGAAACUGGGCGGCCAGUCCUUCUUCAGCAGGAAGGAUUCGAUCAGGACCAUUUACACGUCCCUGCACAACGAGCUGAAGAAGGUGGUCUCCGUGGGCCGCCACCCCUCCGGAGGCUCUGCCCCUUACCUGGAGGAGCUGCUCUCCCAUUUGUCAGAGCAGCUCUGCCACUUCACGCAGGCCAGGAUGGAGGUCGCUGACCUGUACGAGAAGAUGCAUGCGCUCGGCAGCCAGAAGACCGUGAACUCCGAGGAGCUGGUGAGCGUGUUGGAGAGUAUCCUGCAGAAAUACAGUUCCAGAUUCCACCAUCCGAUCCUGAGCCGGCUGGAGAGCAGUUUCCAGGUAGAGGUGGAUGUCCUGACGCAGCUGCUGAGCUGCCAGGCGGAGAUCUCCGAGUGGCACUUCCUGCCAUCACUUCUCCACCUGCAUGGCGCCCACACUAAGCUGCAGGCCUGGGCGCUGGUCUUCGAGCGCCAGCGCGAGACCCGCAAGCACCUGUUCGGCGGCCAGUCCCAGAAGGCUGUGCAGCCGCCGCACCUCUACCUGUGGCUGCUGCGCCUGCAGGGGGCGCUGCUGGCCAAGUUCAGCUUUUAUUUCCACGAGGCCCUGAGUCGGCAGGCGCCCACGUCCGAGAUGAAGGCGCUGACAGCGCGCACCGCGCCCGACUACUUCGGCAAGGUCUCGGCUUUUAUCCGCAAGCACGACGCUGCCAGCGUCUCGCUGGUCUUCGACAACCGAGGCUCGGCCAGCUUCCAGGGCCACGGCUACCAUCACCCGCACUCGUACCGUGAGGCGCCCAAGGGGGUGGACCAGUUCCCCGCCGUGGUGUCGCUGCCGGGCGGGGAGAGACCCCUCACCCACUGGCCCAACGUCAUCAUGAUCAUGAGCGACCGUGCCUCCGAGCUCAACUCGCUCGACAAGGUGACAUACUUCUACGACGACAAGGUCCAGAGCACGUACUUCCUGACGCGGCCCGAGCCCCACUUCACGCUGGUGGUGAUCUUCGACGGCAGGAAGUCAGAGAAGGAUUCGAAUGUGGUGGCAUUCCUGCAGGAGCUUGCCGCCUCGCUGAGGAACUCCAAACCCUUCAGCACACUCAAGCCAGGCUCCAAGGGCUGAACUCACCAAAGCCCACAAACAGCAGAGAUCUUCUGGAUUUUUCCUGAUUUUUCUUGAGCUCACAGAUGGUCUUUGAAUCCUUACACUGCUGAUACUAUUUUAAUGUUUGCUUCUUUUUUUAUAUAUAUAUAUAUAUAUA
Messenger RNA from Electrophorus electricus (electric eel), 1966 nucleotides. RefSeq names its product KICSTOR subunit 2 (gene kics2). Gene Ontology annotation, cellular component: KICSTOR complex. NCBI's taxonomy places the organism in Eukaryota, Metazoa, Chordata, Actinopteri, Gymnotiformes, Gymnotidae. The record is from RefSeq and is a predicted model, not a curated record. Gene Ontology annotation, biological process: cellular response to amino acid starvation; negative regulation of TORC1 signaling; cellular response to glucose starvation.